AUGCCUCCUACCUCCUUCUAUGGUAUCCUUGUCGCCCUAAUAACUCCCUUCACUCCUAACCAAUCCUGCAUCGACGCCUCCGCCCUGCAUUCUCACAUCGACACUCUCAUCACUGCCGGCAUCCACGGCCUCGUUCCCGCUGGUAGUACAGGCGAAUUCACCACUCUCUCUCGCCCCGAACGUAAAGAGCUCCUAGAUCUUUGUAUCAAAUUUGCCGCAGGCCGGGUCCCUGUUAUCGCGGGAAUAGGAAGCACAUCAACCGAUGAAGCGGUUGAGCUGGCAGCGCAUGCAGGACAGGCCGGCGCAGCAGCGCUAAUGGCUGUUCCACCGUUCUAUGACCCUUUGAACUAUACGCAGCUAAGGGAAUUUUUGGCUGCGAUUUAUGAGGCCUCGGGCUCCUCUUCUUCGUCCAGGCUGCCGAUUAUCUAUUACCACAUCCCCUCCGCCAGCGGGGUAACGCUAUCCCCGAGUCAAAUCGCCAGUUUGUCUGAUGUUGGCGUAAAGUAUGUCAAGGAUACUUCUGGCAACGCACCUGCAUACACGGAAUUGAUAUUCGGGCUUUCGGACAAGAUCACUACAUUUAACGGUUGGGAUACGCUUAUGUUCUACGGACUUGCUGCGGGGGCUCCGGGGGCCGUGUGGGGUGCUGCCAAUUUCAUCCCUGAGCUGGCGGUUGAGCUUUGGGAGGCCAUGGCUGUGGAGAAAAACCUGGACAAGGGCAGAAAAUUGUGGUCGAAAAUAUGGCCGAUUUGUAAAUUCCUGGAAACUCAUAAUUAUGCGGCGGCGGUUAAGACAGGGGUUGAGUUGAGGGGCCUGAGGACCGGGGGACUGAGAAGGCCGUUUGCAUUGCUUGAGGGAGGCCUGAUAGACGAGUUGGCUGCAUUGAUGGAAAAUGCCGGGGUGAGUGUUGUCAGACAAGCCUAG
Molecule: messenger RNA, 924 nt
Organism: Penicillium longicatenatum
Lineage: Eukaryota; Fungi; Ascomycota; Eurotiomycetes; Eurotiales; Aspergillaceae
Product: dihydrodipicolinate synthase family protein
Exons: 1
Coding region: 1-924 (307 amino acids)
Biological process (GO): N-acetylneuraminate catabolic process
Cellular component (GO): cytosol
Molecular function (GO): N-acetylneuraminate lyase activity
Source: RefSeq, a predicted model, not a curated record